This is a messenger RNA of Pararge aegeria (speckled wood butterfly), 1325 nucleotides long. RefSeq names its product UV excision repair protein RAD23 homolog B-like (gene Rad23). The record is from RefSeq and is a predicted model, not a curated record. NCBI's taxonomy places the organism in Eukaryota, Metazoa, Arthropoda, Insecta, Lepidoptera, Nymphalidae. Gene Ontology annotation, molecular function: ubiquitin binding; damaged DNA binding; polyubiquitin modification-dependent protein binding. Gene Ontology annotation, biological process: proteasome-mediated ubiquitin-dependent protein catabolic process; nucleotide-excision repair. Gene Ontology annotation, cellular component: nucleoplasm; cytosol.
GUAAAGCCAGUAAAAAAAAAAAGUCGUAAGAGGUUAUGUUUAUAAAGUGGACAAUUUUGUCGAGUCAGAUCAGUUAUUUGAGGAAAUAUUAAAUUUUGUUUAUUACUGAUAAAUAGCAAGAUGCUCGUGACAUUAAAAACUUUACAACAACAAACUUUUCAAAUAGACAUAGAUCCGGAGGAGACUGUGAAAGCGUUGAAGCUCAAAAUUGAAGUUGAAAAAGGUAAAGACUAUGCGGCAGAUCAUCAGAAACUUAUAUAUGCGGGUAAAAUUCUUCUUGAUGACAAUAAAUUGUGCACCUAUAAUAUAGAUGAAAAAAAAUUCGUCGUUAUUAUGGUUACGAAACCUAAAUCAACUGAUAGUCAACAAGCGUCAUCGACCUCUGCGCCCGAAGCUGGAGAAAGUGCGUCAACCGAAAGUGGUGAUGCUAAAAACAAAGCACUGGAAGAAAAUCCGAAGCCAGCUCCUGCUACUGAACCUGAGCGCCCUAUCGAACCAUCUGUCACUUCUACUGAUCUUGACUUCGAGUCAACGGUCCAAAGCAUUAUGGAUAUGGGCUACAACAGACUGCAAGUAGAACAGGCCCUGCGUGCGUCGUUUAGUAACCGUGAAAGAGCAGUUGAAUAUCUCAUAACAGGUAUACCUGAAGAAUUGCUCCAAGAACAGGAAGUUGAAGAAAGUUCCGAUUCUGAUGAUCCAUUAGGUUUCCUACGUGACCAACCAGCCUUAUUGCAAGCUAUAAGCCAGCACCAACAAGCUUUUGUUAGAAUGCUUAAUGAGCCUAUCAGUGCCUCACCAGCAACCAAUAUGGGGGCUACUGCAGCAACAGCUAUAGGACCGACUGAAGGAGUUGCGGCAGACAGUCCAGUUACACAAUCACCACAAAAUGUCAUACAAGUGUCUUCUCAAGAUAAAGAAGCUAUAGAACGAUUAAAAGCUCUAGGAUUUCCAGAGCACAUGGUAAUUCAAGCUUAUUUUGCCUGUGAAAAGAAUGAAAACCUUGCAGCUAACUUCCUGCUGUCUCAAAACUUUGAUGAUUAAAAUAGUGCAACUACAAAUUGAAAUCCAGUCAGGAUAUUAACUAAGAAUUCUUAAUAAAACAGUUGAAGUCAAGUUGAAUAAACUGUUAGGUUUACUUUUCAAUCCUUAAAGAAUGAAAACAAACACUGCAGUAUAUGAUCUUAUGCUUGAAAAUAAACAGCCCAUUAACCUGCUUUGUUUUUUUUCAAAAAAAAUUGUCAUAUUACUAGUUUAAAGUAAUAGAUAAUAUGUAAUAAAAAUUCAUAUUGUUCAAUUCUUUUAAAUAAAAACAGUUAUAUAAUGUA